Messenger RNA from Frieseomelitta varia, 2310 nucleotides. RefSeq names its product estradiol 17-beta-dehydrogenase 11-like. The transcript is spliced from 8 exons. Bases 405 to 1445 code for a protein of 346 amino acids. Gene Ontology annotation, cellular component: lipid droplet. Gene Ontology annotation, molecular function: oxidoreductase activity, acting on the CH-OH group of donors, NAD or NADP as acceptor. The record is from RefSeq and is a predicted model, not a curated record. Lineage: Eukaryota; Metazoa; Arthropoda; Insecta; Hymenoptera; Apidae.
GAGAGGGUAAAGGCGUACCGGAGCCGCCGUUUUAUUCAGUACAGCGACGACCGUAGUGCCGGUGAGACGAGUGUCUUUCGUUCCGUGGGUGACUUUCGCAUAAGUACGCAGUUUCGUGCACCUCGCUGGCUCCUUCCAUCCGUAUCCCGCCUAUUUUCGUUUAGGAACGCGAGUCAUUCUGCAACGGGAACGCCGGAACAGGCUCGCACGAGUGUAAGAUAGUAUCCAAAGCACCAGACGUCGAUUCACACCGACAUCGUUCAGUUUUUCGUCGUAGUCACAGCAACGCUCUUUCACCGGGAAGCCCUAAUAAAUAACACUCUUCGUGCCGCUUCGAGCUCUUCGAAUCGCAGAGGAGUCGAGCAACGAUUUAAAGAUUCGACGAAGAAAGACGCGACUUAAUUAUGUCUUUCCUCGAAGAUACCAUAAACGUGAUCGGUUUCCUAAUCCUCACGGUUGGAUUCAUCAUCAAGAAUACCAUCAGAGCACUGAUCCCGGAAAAGUACAAGGCGAAGAAUAUCGCUGGGAACAUUGCCUUGGUCACUGGAGGUGGUGGCGUGUUGGGAAGGCUCAUCGCCCUCAGGCUAGCCAAGCUAGGCGUAAUCGUUGUCGUCUGGGACGUUAAUAAGGCCGGUAUCGAGGAAACUGUCAAACUGGUGAAAUCCUCAGGUGGUAUCUGUUAUGGUUACGUUUGCGAUCUAUGCAAUCGGGAGGAUAUUUACAGGAAAGCGGCGCAAGUCAGGAAAGAGGUUGGAAAUGUAACCAUUUUGAUAAACAACGCGGGCAUAGGAUCUAGCUACAAAUUUCUGAACACGCCAGACAAACUCAUUAUCCAAACAAUGGAGGUGAACGUGUUGAGCCACUUUUGGACAACAAAAGCGUUCUUACCUUCGAUGAUGGAGCAUAACUAUGGCCAUAUUGUAAGCAUCGCGAGUCUGGCUGGGCACAUAGGAGUGCCGCACCUGAUCAACUAUUGCACAUCGAAAUUUGCGGCAGUUGGAUUCGAGGAAGCUCUUCAUAUGGAGUUAGCUGCUGAGGGAUAUAAGAUCAAUAGCACGGUGGUAUGCCCAUUCUUUAUUCAAAGUACCGGCAUGUUCAAUAAGGUUUCACCAAGAUAUUUGCCAAGGCUCACUCCAAAUGAUGUAGCUGAUCGUGUUGUGUCCGCUAUAAGGUGCAACGAGAAGGUCGUCAUAGUACCUGGUUACCUUUACAUUUUUCUCAUUUUGAAAUGGGCUUUUCCAUGGGAAUGUGCAGGCAUGUUCAUACGAGGUAUGCUUUUAAAUCAGGUUCACCCCUCGGACGCUCCCUCGAAAGAAGAAGAAGAAGAAAAAGAAAAAGAAAAAGGGGAAGAGAUCAUUCCUACUGUGUUCUCCAAGGAUCCAGAUACUACUGUUAUUCAGCAACAAUUAACCAGACGUAUCUCCUGUUCUGAGAGAAAACCAUAAUUGUUUCGUCAUAAACAAGUUUUAUUUCGAAAGAAUAAAUGUGGCGUAUGUGGGAGUCAUGGAACAUUCUAACGACCAUACGAUAACGAUAGAAACUCGUUCGCUAAUGUACACCAAUGCAGCUUGUUUCUAUGACGAGUUGUUGCGUAAAAUUAAGAUAUAAGUUUCGCAGAACGAGAACUAUUGUAGAAUGUUGUAGAAAGUUCUAGAAUGACCAUUUCUCAAAGCACGGCCUAGAAUCUCGUAAAAUAAUGAAUAUGAAUGGAAACGAGAUUUUCUAAGAUAUACACCUGAACUUUUAUGAAUCUUUUUUAUUUAUAAUUGUAAAAUGUCGUAGUGUGUUGUAUGCUGCUGCACAAUAUCAAUACAGAGUUUUGUUGAGAAUCGUCGCUGUUAAGAAUUGAUGUUUCGUACGGUAAUGAGAUUCUAUAGUACGAUGAUAAAGUUUAUAACCUUAUGUUAUAACCUAAUAAGAUUUACGAUAAGGUUUAGGGUUUUUAUUAAGUAAGAACGAUAGACACGACAUGGAAUUUUUAAUGGUUGGUUUCGUGUGAUCAACAAUUGUACUUGUGUAAGAAUAUUCACGGCUACGAAUGCAACGAAAAAAUGUGUGUAUUUAUCAACCGUAUGUAACAAAUUGUUACGAAACAAUUCGCAGGAGAAAUAAAAUUGUAGAAGUUGUGUCAUUUGUAAGUACUUACACAUUAGCCCAUUUGAAUUACCGACUUGCGAGAUGAAACUUGUUGAAUCGAUUAUAACUAUAUCAUACAAACAAAGUGUCGUUUAAAAACAAAGUGCCAUAUAUCUAUCCUAUACAAAUGAUUGUUUUAUAGAUGAAAAUUGUAAUAAAACUACAUUUUCUACU